Messenger RNA from Closterium sp. NIES-65, 2127 nucleotides. NCBI's taxonomy places the organism in Eukaryota, Viridiplantae, Streptophyta, Zygnematophyceae, Desmidiales, Closteriaceae. The record is from the annotation of a GenBank genome assembly.
AUGUCGGCUGCGGAGGCGGAACCGAUCGCCGCGCGAAGCAGCGCGAAGGAGGAGAGCGAAGAGAAAGCGGAGGAAAGACGGGGAAUUCUGGGAAGAGACGUGGAGCGGUUGGAAGCGGCAUUUGCGGUGGACUCAACUGUCACUAGCGACAGCGCAGGCGAAAAUGCGGGCGAAACCGAGGAGCUCGUUCGGCUUCGCGAGGCGCUACGUGGAUUCCGGAUGCCCGCCGAAUGGGAGCCGCACGAUGGGUGUUGGAUGAUCUGGCCCGAGCGUCCCGACAACUGGCGCGACGCAGCGGUGCCAGCUCAGCAGGCGUUCGCGGCGGUGGCGGCGUGCAUCAGCCGAUUCGAACCCGUGCGCAUGCUGGUGUCGGGCGCACAGGUGCGCGCACGCGCGGACCGGGGAAGGGGAGAGAAAGGGGGGGAAGAGGCCAUGGGGGAAAGGUGGGCUGGGCAGGGGAGGGGUGGGAGAAACGAGGAGGGAAGGGUCGGGUGUGAGAGGGAGUGGCGGAACGCGCGGCAGCAGCUGCCGGCGUCAGUGCGCGUGAUAGAGAUGAGCAGCAACGACGCGUGGGCCAGAGACAUAUGCCCCACUUUUGUGGUGAAGGACCUGCCAGGUGGCGAACAACACGUGCUGAGAGUGGGUGUUAUGCAUCAGAUGGCGGAGCUCAUACCUACGUGCAUGCGCCACCGCACCUCACUCGUCAUGGAAGGUGGCUCCCUGCACGUGGACGGUGAAGGCACGCUCAUCACCACGGCGCAGUGCCUGCUGCACCACAGCCGCAACCCCGCUCUCUCACGAGCUGCCAUCGAGGACCACCUCUGCGCUCUCCUGGGGGUCUCCGCCGUCAUCUGGCUCCCCCGGGGCCUGCAAGGUGACGAGGACACGGACGGGCACGUGGACAACCUGGCGUGCUUCGUGGCGCCCGCACACGUGCUGCUCGCGUGGACUGAUGAUCCCUCCCACCCACAGUACCCAGUGUGUCAAGCAGCCUAUGAGGUGCUGUGCUUGGCUCGGGACGCCAAGAACCGCCCCCUGCGCAUCACCCACCUGCCGCUGCCCCCCUCGCUCCACUACUCGCACCAAGACGUGCAGGGUCUCGCACAGGAGGGGGCCCACGCCCAGCGCCAGGCAGGGGACCUGAUGGCAGCGUCCUACAUCAACUUUUACCUCCCAAACGGUGCGGUUGUGGCGCCUGCAUUUGGCAUCCCAUCCAGUGACCAGCGUGCGUUUGAAGUGUUACAAAAGGUUUUUCCACUCCGUGAGAGCAGGAGUGCAAUGGCGACGCAAAACCCCUUCGCGCUGCUUGAUGGAGACGACAAUGACGACCCCCAGGCCCUGCUGUCCCGCGUCGCGGCCGAACCUGUGAAGGUCGACGCGAGCAAGAAGGCUGGCGCUAAAGGCGCUAAGCCCGCCCCUGCUGCUGCUAAGCCUGCUGCUGCUACCACUGCACCUGCUCGCUCCGGCUACAACCGCGGAGGUCGCGGCGGCGGUCGCGGCGGAUACGGCGGACGCGGUGGCGACUACCAGACGUUCAACGAGCCGCGCGACAAUGGCCGCGCGUUCAUCGCGGAGCGCCAGGUUCGCGGGGAGGACGGCGAGAACCGCACGUCGUUCGACCAGCACCACCACGGCGACCUGCGGAGAGGCGGCGGAAGGGGUGGCCGCGGUCGCGGCUAUGGGCGCGACGGGGGCCAGCGCCGCCCGCACCGCGAGUUCGACCGCAUGAGCGGCACCGGCCGUGGCGGGGAGAUCAAGCGCGAGGGGGCUGGCCGUGGCAACUGGGGCAGGGAGGGCGAAUACCUUGGCGACGAGACUGUCGCGCCCGCAUCCGGGGAGGCGGAGCCGAAGGCGGAGGGCGAGGCGGCGGAGGCGGCGGCGGAGGUCGCAGCGCCGGAGCCCCCUGUGCUGAGCGAGGAGGAGCUCGCAGCCCAGGAAGCUGCGCGGAAGGAGAAGGAAGAGGAGGAGAAGCAAAUGACGCUGGAGGAGUACGAGAAGGUGCUGGAGGAGAAGCGCAAGGCGCUGGCCGCCAGCAAGGCGGCGGCGCGCGUGGUGGAGUUGGACGAGGAGAUGGCGAAGAUGACGCUCAAGAAGAAGCCCGAGGGCGACGACGUCUUUGUCAAGCUG